This is a messenger RNA of Penicillium salamii, 2415 nucleotides long. The record is from the annotation of a GenBank genome assembly. Lineage: Eukaryota; Fungi; Ascomycota; Eurotiomycetes; Eurotiales; Aspergillaceae.
AUGUUGAACCAUACUAAGUUUGCUUCCCGGGCUCUCUUGAGGUCGGGUUGUUUGAGAUCAGCUCAAACAGCCCAACUGUCGCGUGCUCGCCGGUACCAUGACUUUGCCCAGAGCAAGUUCUUCAAGGUAUCAGAGGAAGUGCGUGAUGCCAUUGCUACAGGAAAGCCAGUGGUAUCACUGGAGACAACAAUCUAUACACAUGGUUUCCCAUAUCCCGAUAAUGUUGCACUGGCUACAAUGCUGGAGUCCGUUGUUAGAGCCAACGGUGGUGUACCUGCAACUAUAGGAAUCGUCAACGGCGUGGCUAAGGUUGGUUUGAGUGGGAAUGAGCUUAUCGAAUUGGCCUCCACAGCUGAAAAGAAGAGUGCUUUGAAAGUAUCUCGGAGAGAUCUGGGCUACAUUUGUGGCAUGGGGCUGGUUGGUAAGCCAAUGCAUGGAGGCACAACCAUCUCUGGCACUAUGAUUCUCUCGGAGCUAGCUGGCAUCAAAAUCUUCGGUACCGGAGGGCUAGGUGGUGUGCAUCGUGGAGCAGAGAACUCGAUGGACAUCUCUGCCGAUCUCACUGAGCUGGGUCGUACUCCCGUGACGGUCAUCAGUUCUGGAUGCAAGAGCUUUUUAGACAUCCCUCGGACGCUUGAAUAUCUCGAGACUGAGGGUGUUUGCGUUGGUACAUUUGCCGAUGGCCGCGAAGGCUCGGUUGAUUUCCCAGCUUUCUUCACUCGAGACAGUGGAUUCCGCAGCCCUCGAACCAUCCAAGAUGAAGCCGAAGCUGCUGCAAUCGUUUAUGCGCAAUCCAAACUUCCGGUCAAAUCUGGAAUUCACUUUGCCAGCCCUGUCCCCUUGGAGUCCUCCGUCCCAAAGGCUGAGAUGGAUGUUGUGAUCGAAGAGGCCAUCCGUCUUUCACACGUAGAAGGGUUCCAUGGCAGUGAUAACACCCCGUUCGUGUUGGCCAAGAUCAAGGAACUGAGUGGCGGGAAGAGCGUAGUCGCUAACCGAGCUCUGAUCGAGUCGAAUGUCAAGCGUGCAACCCGAGUAGCCGUGGAACUUGCCAAGCUUGAACAAGCUGACCUGCCAGCAGGGUCUCGUCACAUGCCAGCAAUUCCAAGUGUAGCUUCGCACAGUCAAGCCACUUCACAAGUGCAAGAUACACCUGAACCGGUUUCAAAUGGACCAGCUGCAUCGGCAGAAAAGGCAGAUAUCUUGGUUGCCGGCUCCCUCGCUAUUGACCUGUCCUGUGACUAUACUCCCUUCGGAGACGAGCGCACGCAGGUCGCACCAGUACCGCACACAUCUAACCCAGCGGUCAUUGGACAGAGCCUUGGUGGUGUCGGGCACAACGUCGCUGUUGCGGCCAGCUAUGUCGGUAGCGAAGUUCUGUUCUGCAGUGUUGUGGCAGACGAUCUCAGCGGGCGCGCGGCGCUCUCAGCCCUCGAAAAAGAAGGCCUCAGCACGGCAGGCAUUAAAGUCUUGCCGGCUACCACUGGCACCCGCACUGCGCAAUACAUUGCCAUCAAUGACAUUAAGAAAGAUCUCUUGGUAGCCAUGGCCGAUAUGGGAAUUGUCGAGCUACCAGAAGCACAGCUUGACUUUGACGGGUUCUGGGAGCCUCUCAUGGAGCGUACAAAGCCUCGCUGGGUGGUCGUUGACGCCAAUUGGCGACCCGAGGUUUUGGCCAAAUGGAGCAAGCUGGCGAAACAGCACGGCGCUCGUGUGGCCUUUGAGCCAGUCUCAACGGCCAAGUCACGACGUCUCUUUGGUGGUGAUGCCAACGCUUCGGAGGCGGCCAUCGGUCCAAACCAGACUGUGCCCAAUAAUGCCAUCAGCCUUGCCUGUCCAAACCGGCUUGAGCUGACCGCUAUGUACACUGCUGCUCGAGAAGCGCUGCUCUUUGAAUCAACGGGCUGGUGGCACGUCAUUGAUUCAAUGAAUCUCUCUCCGGCCGGUUCGCGCCAGCGACUCGUUGCGCUAACUUCACCCGAACUUGUUGACGAAGGCAUUCCCCAACAGACUCUGCAACUCCUCCCCUUCAUUCCCUGCAUUGUCACAAAGCUCGGUGGUGCUGGCGCCCUCGUCACUCAACUUCUGCCACCUGGUGAUCCUCGUCUCACAGACCCAGAAUCUGCGCCAUAUGUCAUUUCCCGUGUGCCGCCCAAUACAGACGUGCCAUUUGGUGGUGUUUAUAUGCGCCUCUUCUCGCCUGCGAGCAUACUCGGCGAGGACGACAUCGUUAGCGUCAAUGCGGCAGGUGACACACUGCUAGGUGUCUUGGUAGCUGGCUUGGCUAAGCAGGGCAGGUCAGCACGUAUUGAGGACAUUGUUCCAAUUGCUCAAGAGGCAAGUCGAAAGACCUUAGCCAGCGCUGGAGGUGUAAGCAAGGACCUUGUUGAGCUACAGCCCGCUUUGGAUCUGCAAUAA